CAAAGCCACUCACCAGCAGUAAGUUUUGACAUUUUUCUAAAAUGGACGUUUGUUCGCUACUUGGAUGUGAGGGUAAGCCUAAUAAUAAAGCAAAGUUAUUCUUUAUACCUUGUGCUGCCGACAAUCCGACCAACAGCUGUCGCGAAAUACCCGAAGUGAUCCUAUUUCAAUCUUUACUCAACGAAAAUGCUGAUUCAGCCAUUAAAGAAACAAAUGGGACGUGUAAAUUGGUGCAAAUGCCGAGAGGAAUCGACCACGAAUCCAAGAUCAGUCAAGUGGAAACUCACCGUCAACAGAAAAUUUCAAUUUCUAAUUCAACUUUUGGCAUUUUUUUGGUCUUCAAAACAGUUGGCGAAAUGGGCCAUUUCUGGUGGUCACUAGAAACAUACCAGAAUCACGUCGUCAUGCAACGAUCCCGCGACAAAGAUGAAGUCAAGAAUAAAUUGAAAGGGGAAACGCGCCAAGGAACUGAACUCAUUGCCGAAAAAUUGGAAGGCAAAGGUUGUAUGAGACAACUGUUAGCAUUAUUGUGGAUUCACAUGACCAUUGAUUUAAAACACCAACUUUACUUGUCACGUUGCGAGUCAGUCAUCCCGUUGGUCAUUCAAAAAAUCACGAAAAUCAGUUACGAAUACGAGACAGAUUUCACCUAUUCUGCUCUGUCCGCUGAAGAGAGAAACCCAGAUUUGUCAGACAUUAUCAAUUUCUUUUUAAAUGUUUCCAAUUGGCAUCCGCUUGUCGUUGCAACUUAUUUGGGAGACGUCGAAUUACUCGACAGAGUCCAGCAAGACGGGCAGUACAACAUCAACGACAUUUACAGCAGUUUCACUCUGCUCAACCUGGCCAUUCUCUUUGCUAAAACUGAAAUGGCUCAACAUCUUGUGGGGCAACUGAAAGCUGAUCCCACUAGACGCGACGAAAAAGGAAGGAACGCACUUCACAUGGCGGCCAAGUUCAACAGAGAAAGGAAAAUAAUAGAAUUAUUAUUAAACAAAAUUCCCAUUGACCAAUGCGACGCAACAGGAACGACCGCCCUCCACCACGCAAUCAUGACAUCCAACACCGAAAUCGUUCAGUGUUUGUUGGAUAACGGCGCAGAUCCCAAAAAACAGGACCAGAUUGGCCGUUGGCCACUUCAUGUGGCAGCAUUCUACGCAACGGACACGAAGAUCAUCGAUGUUUUAGUGCAGAAGAAGGAAACACUUCAGAAAGAGGAAAGAGUUGAUGUUAACGAUUGCGACAAAUUUGGCGUUACCGCCCUUCAUAAUGCCGCUAUGGCAUCAAAUAGCAAAAUGGCUCGUCAUCUAUUGGCAAAGGGCGCAAAUAUAAACUGCCGUGACAAAAACGGUCUUACUCCACUUCACGUGGCUGUAACAUUUGCAAAGGACAUGGAGCUGAUCGAUUUGUUUCUAAACAACGAAAAGGUUGAUCUACACUGCUGUGAUAAGCUUGGACAAAACGUUAUCGCCUACGCACAGAAAAACACUUACGGAUUACGAGAAAAAAUUAUUGAUUGCUUGAAAGAAAUCGACGGCGGUGUAAUCGAAGAAUAUAAUCUACUGAAACUGGCCAAGUCUGAAAUGCACAUCCCCAUCUGGAAAAGUCUCAUUAACAAUUUAAAUGGUUACUUUAGUAAUAAUACUUUCACUUUUCAGACUUCCCAUCCGUCGGAGCUAUUCUACGUCCCUUAUGCUGACCUCAAACCAGGAAAAGGCAGCGAAAUAUCUGAAUCUGUGUUGAUUUGGUACAUUGCCGACAAAGCAAGUAGGAAACAUCGCAACUUUGCUGAUUCCGAAAUGCCUGGAAGCAUAAAACUUUUAAGCGACAUCGAUCACGAUUCCCAAAUAACAGAAAUCCAAAUUUAUAAUGGAAGAAAAAGCAAUUCAGUGAAGCAUUUGACAAGAGCUUUUUCUUUCGUUUUUAAAACGACUAGCAAAAAGGACGGAGAACACUGGUGGUCCUUGGAGAGGAACGUGAAUUACGUUGUCCUGCAACGAUCUCGUGACACAGACGCAGUCAAAAACAAGUGCGGAGGCAAAAAUCGAAAAGAAGUUGAACCCGAUGUUAAAAUCUUGAUAGAAAACGGGUCGAUUAAGAACAUUUUCCAUCAAAACCCUAUGUUGGAUUUAAAACAUUUCCUUACAAACAUGUAUAAAUGGCAUCCGCUAUUCCUUGCAAUUUAUUUCGGAAAUGCCAGGUUAUUUGAGCGAACCAAGGAAAUGGCAAAAUUAGACAAGGAAUUCACUCUGUUAAACUCGGAGAGAACCUUUUCUAAUCGAAAGGAAAUAGUUUUUCAAGAAAAACAAAAGGCCGACCCUACAACUCGCGAUGUAUCAGAAAGGAAUGCACUUCAAACAGCCGCCAUACACGCAUAUAACGCGGAGGUAUUAGAUUUACUUCUAAAACACGAAAACGUGAAAAUGGACGGAUUUGAAAGAUCUGCACUUCAUUUCGCCGCUAUUUCACCAAAUGUCGAUGUCGCAAAACAUUUGAUCAACACGGGAGAAAAACCCAACUCGUUGGACAGCAAUGGCCUCACUCCACUUCAUUUGGCAGCAUAUCAUUCAGACGACACGGAGAUGAUCGAUUUACUUUUGGAAGCUCAAAAACAAAGUCAAGGCGACGAAAGAAUUGACAAUUUGAAUAAACACGACGGAAUAACUGCUCUACAUAGUGCCGCCAUCGCAUCCAAUGAGAUCACAGCAAAACAUUUGAUCGAAAAGGGAGCAGACCCCAACCGAAAAGACAAAUUUGGUCGCACGCCACUUCAUCUGGCAGCGUUCUUUGCUAAAAAUACCAAAAUCAUCGAUGUCUUCCUAAACAACAAGCAAGUCGACGUCAAUUCCUUGGAUUAUUCUGGACAAAAUGCGCUCAAUUACGCCCAACGUAACCAGUAUGGACAAACUCAGAAAAUAUUAAGUCGUAUGAAGGGCAGCAUGAACAGAGGCAACAAUACUACUGCACUUAACCUUGCCAUUCAAUAUUCCACAGAAAUGGUAAAAUUUCUUUUCAUUUCUGUGUUGCCAUACUCUCUUGUUUUUUAAAUGGUGAGACAGUAGAGUAGAGACCGUAGACAAUUUUUUCUCUUCCAUAUUAAACGUAAUUUUAACUGGCUUUCAUCUUAUAAACUUUCUGCCUUAAAAAUCUAAAAAAUCAAUUCCCUUCGUUUUAAAUGUCCCGAGACAAGUUGAAUAAAAAGUAGCGCAAAUUCCUGAUAAUAGUGGAAGCAAAUCAAAUCCUAACCAAAAUGCUCGUACCUCACUUCAAGUGGCAGUUUCAACACGCAAAAACGGUGCAGAUAAUUGAAAACAAUUCAGAGUAAUGAUCGUGCAAUAAUAAAGGAAAUAACGCCAUCGACUACGCAAGAAAAACGGCUUUAAAAAAAUUAACCAUCGUGCGCCUCGUAGUUGAAUAGAAAAUCAUCGAAAAUUGAAAUCCAUAUCCAUAUCUACUCCUUCCUUUCAACAAUCUUUGGCUUCACCUCUUCAAGUGUCGGAACGCGAACGAACAUCAACCGCAGAUGGACGCAGAUGUUUAAGUGAUUCGAGUGCAUCAAAAAAGAAUCUGCCGCAAAUUGCGAUCAAAAAGAUCAAAAGAAACAUCGAAAUCAAUUUACAGUUAAUCCUGUCGCUGAAGAAGUUUUAGUUUUUCACCAUACCUGUGGGUCGGUGGAUCUCUUGUCGACUGUCCGUCCUCAUAUCAGCGAAGAGUUGGCCAAACUUAAACACCCAUGUGCUCAAUCCGAGCCAGCUGGAUGGGUUGACGAUAGACUCCAUUCCCCAUGAAGAAAUCUAUUAAGAAGUAAACGAGAAGCGAAUGUCAAUUAUAUCGAACUUUUGGCAAACUUGGACUGUCACUUUUAGAUUUCCAAAUUUACGACAAAGAAGAUUCAUCGGGCCAAGGUGUGCUCAUGAACAGAAUAACACGACUGUUGCAGGCGCGAUUGCAGGGUUUCCUUUGUCAAACGAAUCUUAUUGAAACAGGAAAGGUAAUUCGGCAAAAAGAAUGGACUGAUUCGCAUAUCAGCUUGUUUCAUCCAAGUACUUGUGUCAAUUGGUCAAUUUUCCAUGUGAAUGCUGGCCUAACCUUCGAGGAACAACUGAAACAACUAAGGGACAGGUACUAAUCUUUACCGAGGACAUCAAGAUCAUCGAAGCACGAUGUUAAACAGCAAGCAACUCGACGUCAACUCGUUGGACAAUUGUGGACAAAAUGCGCAUUAUUACGUCAAAUCUAACCAGCAUCAUGGACUAACCAAGGGAAAUAGUAAAACGAUUGAAGGAUCCA
Molecule: messenger RNA, 4287 nt
Organism: Daphnia pulicaria
Lineage: Eukaryota; Metazoa; Arthropoda; Branchiopoda; Diplostraca; Daphniidae
Product: poly [ADP-ribose] polymerase tankyrase-2-like
Exons: 3
Coding region: 42-3044 (1000 amino acids)
Biological process (GO): regulation of gene expression
Cellular component (GO): nucleus
Molecular function (GO): protein binding
Source: RefSeq, a predicted model, not a curated record